Patiria miniata (bat star) is the source of this 5600-nucleotide messenger RNA. RefSeq lists its product as uncharacterized. Gene Ontology annotation, biological process: adenylate cyclase-activating G protein-coupled receptor signaling pathway; protein phosphorylation. The record is from RefSeq and is a predicted model, not a curated record. Bases 187 to 4266 code for a protein of 1359 amino acids. The transcript is spliced from 8 exons. Lineage: Eukaryota; Metazoa; Echinodermata; Asteroidea; Valvatida; Asterinidae. Gene Ontology annotation, molecular function: G protein-coupled receptor activity; ATP binding; protein kinase activity. Gene Ontology annotation, cellular component: plasma membrane.
ACACGUAUUAGAUACAGCCAGACAGAUACACAUGAACAUCACGUACGAUCCGAAGGCCAGAUAAAAUAACUGCUCGAUCUGCCUCUUUUGGAAUUGUAUUUAUGAAAACAUGGAGGAAGGCAGUACCUGAAUUCCACUGAAGGAUGCAUGCAGUUGUGAGAGUGAGGUACAAAUACAUGGAUUGGAAUGAAUAACCAAGCUGGUAUGAGUGCUGCGAUGCAGCUGAAUGCAAACACUACACCACCGGCCAUGACUGAUGCGCUCAAACUCUCAGAGCCUUUAGCGGCUGGCAUGUGGACAGUCGCGCUGAUAAUCGUCUUCAUCAACGUGCUGCUCAUCAUCAUGGCCUGGCCAAGGAAGAAGGAAAACGGCGUCAAUAGUUUCUACUUGUACUACCUGCUGCUGUGUAACCUCCUGACGGCAGUGUUUGUGCUGCUGCUGGCUUCUAUCAACAACGGCAUCAAGGAGAGCAAAGGUGCAGAUGAGAAAUACCGUUUGCUGUGCUCUCUCUGUGGCUAUGUUGGGGUGGCAGCUUGCCUGCUGUCGCUAUCGGCGAUGCUCACCACAGCAACCAACCUCCUCCUUUGGCUCCUGUUUCCACGGUGCUUCAAGCAGGGCAAGAACUACCUGCCCAAGAUGCGCGGCAUAGCUCUCAUAGAAGGCCUGAUUAUUUUGGUCGUCAUUACCGUGCCGUUUCUCCCCUUUGAUGCCUUUGAGGCUGGGCAGGCCCGCUCUCGCUACACAUUAUGUCUUCCCUUGCAUCAAACCUGGCUGCCUAUGUGGGAGCUCACCUUGGUGCUGUACAUCGUGGAAUCCCUUGGGGUCUUCACGCUCUUCCUUUUGUUCGCCGUUACGUUCUGCCACCUCAGCCGUCAGCGGAACGUGCUGGUGUCGGCCAUUCCGAUGGAAGCCCGAGUCCAGCGAAAAAAUUCACUCCUUGUCAAGCGGCAGUGCUGCUUCAUUCUGGGCACCGUAUUGUUCUGGAUCCCACCACUGCUGACCCUACUGUGCAUGUUUGCAGGAGUUCAGGUGUCAGACUCUGUACUGCAGUGGAUGUUUGGCGUGGUUCAGCCCUUCGGGAGCAUCUUCGGACCCUUUCUCUAUCUGCUGAGGGUUAGCUGUAAAAACUACACUUUCUCAUCUUGCUUGAAAGGAACAAGGAGCAAAGUUGCCAAAACAAAAGACGCAGUGCAGUUGCGAAUCGGUCAGUUGACUGGAGCCAUAACCAUGCCAGAGAAGAUGGAUGCAUACAGGGUACCAAACGGCAACCACACUCCGUCCGUCGACAGUCUGCCAAUGCCCCAACAAAAAAGUGGCAAACGUGUCAAUGCGCCGUCAGUCGUGCAUUGGGUGGAGACAGUCCCAAUCAUCGGGCGCCACAUGAACAUGAAUUUUGGAAUAGUCGAGUGGCAAUCUAAGAACGGUUCCCCGCGCCGGGGACUACUCAAGAUCUUCACCAAGCCCCACUCGCGGGAGUGGCGCAACGAGUCUGGUAUCCUGUACCGCCUGAGCCGGCUGGAGCACCACCGCAACAUUGUGGAGUACCUGUGGCACUCCAAGAGUUCCCAGACCAAGCUGGACCGGGGCCAGACUGAUCCAGCCCCGCCUGAUCCAGAAAAGCCGAGCAUUCAGAGGUUCAUCUGCACAGCCUAUUACCAGCACGGCACCCUGCGUGAUUUCUUACACAGUCACCCUCGUACCAUCCAAGAGAGCCACGUCCACGCCAUCGCUACGCAGGUCUCGGCCGGUAUGGCUUACCUCCACGCCAUGAGCAUUGUCCACGGUCUGAUGGAGACCACCAGCGUUCUGAUCGGCGGACGUAUUGAGACCAUGGCCAUCAAAGUUGUCAUCGCCAACUUCUCCAGGGCUGUUGACCUGACUCGAAGGCCACCCUCAGAUGUCGACAGGAGCUCGCAGAAAGAUGACGCUGUCAGUAACGCUUCAAGCAACACCGUAGUGGCCAACGUGCCAGGAUCCACCGUGAAUCAAGAAACGAUAACCACAGCUCAGCCUCAGGUGCCAGAGAAGGCUCCUUUCACAGGAGAUGUACGAUCCUUCGCGCUGCUUCUGCUGGAGAUGAUGGCCUGGCUGAAAAUGAUACGCAUACCUGAGGACGGGCUGGCUAUCAAGACCAAGGCCUGGACGUUGGACCGCAAGCCCAACCGAGGUGUCACCCGCGGCUGGACUCUGGCCCCCGCCGACACCAAGGCCUGGACUGCCGACAUGUGCCACGUCAACUUGAACAGGAAUGCCAGUGGCUCCAUGGAUUCCUGUGGCAGCAGCAACAUCAACAGCAGCACAGAUGACGGGCUGGCAGAUGCACCCACGAUGCACUGCUGGGAGAACACUGUCGUCGACUGUGCCCUAAGGGAUGGCUACCGGUGCCCCUCCCCUGAAAAGUUCCGGUUCCCUGCACCUGACAAUCCCUCCUGGGAGGAGAUUGGUACAUAUCCCAGGAGGACCAAACAGAUCAAGGCCUACCGCAUUGGAGAGUUCUCUAGCGACCGCACGUUAGAGAGCCAUCCCAGUAAGGUUGGCAAGUUCCAAGGCUCUUCUGAUUCUUCUGGCGGAGGCUCCAAGAAGGAUCUGGGCAAUGGGCCAACGUCCAAAGAGGAAGCCAAGACAAGCUUGGCCAACAUGACAGAGGAUGGGAGCUGUUGUAUCGUCAACCCUUACUUUGACAUGAUGGCAUCAGACGAUGAGCUUACUUCACAAGAAAAACCACAUUCCUCUAAAGAAGUCCCUCAUGCACCAUCAGGGAGAACAGUGACUGGCUCAGAAAAUGUGGAAAAGGAAGAAAGCCAAAGAAAUCCAGGAGCAAAGGAACAGAAUGGCAAAUCAGGAAGGAACAAUUGUAGUCAAGGGGUUGAUGAAUCCCAUUGCUCGAAAAGAGACAGCAUGUGCAGUCUGGAUAGUGGCAUAUCAUCACAUCAGAGUUCCAUGCGCAGCAGCAGCAGUGAUAAAAUGAACAGGAGGGCUGACAGUGUGUCCUCAGGGAUUAAGACAAAAUCCAACAGCCUGAUGAUGAAGCGACAGAGGAUGAUACAUCAGUCAGAUCUCCAGUGUACCUUUGAGACAUGCCCUGAGAACGCCAAUGACACCUGCUUGACUAGCAAGGGUAACGCGCAUCUGCAACCAGGACAGAAUGUAGAGACUUGGGUGGAGAAUCAUGCCUCCCAGAAUGGCCAUCAUAGAUCUGGUGUGGUGCCAGACAGGACCAGCAGGGCCAAGCCAAGAGUCCCAGAGACCCUUCAAGAGAUAGAAUGUCUGGACGUGUCUCCCGGAAAAGACACCGUCAUACACACCACAGCACAGAUGCAUAACACCAACCUGAAGGAAGCCCAUGAUCAGCUGAGUAGGACAGAGUCUAACGAUGAAACCAAUGGUGACAAGUGCAAUAGCAAAUCACAAGUAACUGUAGCAAGAUCAGCUAGUUCCCUCUCGCAGUUUUACGUCCGUAAGAGGGCCCCAAGGCCCCACAAUAUCACAAUAGUCCCUGGGAGCACCUCCACCCUUCCUACAAACCUCCAGAGGAGAACCAUCCAUGCUCCAGACAGUCCUAGACUGAUGGGCAUGUGCCGGGGGCGACCUAGCUCCUGCCAUGGCCAGGUGGCAGCCAACAAGAGCAACUCUUUGGACUCAGGCUCAUCUCACGGUCAGGAUUCGGUGGACAGUUGUCCCCAGUGCUCACCGGGAAACCCGCCUUCAAGUGCCACCUUGUCAAUGAAGUCUAGAAGCUUGGAGGAUUCCUGUCUAUCUCAGACAUCUGUCUCUUCCCCUAAGACGUUUGUUGGUCUUUCUGAGCCCUCAUCAUCGCCAGGCAUUCCAAUGAUGCGCAAGCUCCACCGUCAGGACGCCAUUUUGGAGUCCAUCAAUGAGCUGUCCUCUCGCGUCAUCAACCAUCACCCGUCCCGCAGCUUCGAGGACAAGCUCCAGUCCAAUCACAAGAGGUCGAGCCGCCUCAAGGCGGGACCCGGUGCAAAGCGAAUCCCCGUGACCGGAAUCAACCAGCAACAUGUCAACUUCUGCCAGGAGUUGCAAGCAUUGCUUCCCUGCCUACCCAAAGUGGUGCUGGGUUUCUGGUGGAAGCAGCAAGGAUGCGGACAGGCUGUGCUACAGUGGAUUGACUCACUGAAGGACUAUGAUGGAUGCCUUUACACUCAGUUGAUUGGCAUUCUGGAAUCAUGUUGGGGGAAAGAGCCAGCACUUCCAUCAUCCCAGGUUCACCUCAUGCUGGAUAACUGCCUCACAGAAGUGGCGCUCUAACUGCACAGCAGCAUUCCAUUCUGACUUAUUAGGCCGGUACAUACUUCAUGCGAGUGUGAAUACGAUGCGAAUUUGACGUCACUGAGCAUUUGCUGCGAAAUUCGCGGGAGUUGAAAUGUGUUCAAUUUUUGCGAAUUCACAGUGUGAAAAGUUGCCAAUUUUUGAAAUUUCUUUGAAAUGUUGCAAAUUUUUGCAAAUUCACAGUGUGAAAAGUCACAAAUUCAUGUUUGCGUUCGCACCGAGUAUCAUGAACCGGCCUUUACUCGUACAUUUUCAUAUACACGUAGAGGCAGUUUCAAACCCACUUACCCCUCUUUCCAAGGGCACUGGUGAUUUCUAAUACCUUUAAACUUGCAUUGGACAGAUUAUGUUUACCCUUUAACCUGUGCCAACAUGUUUGAGCAAUCAUUGGACAGAUUUUGAAUAUACAUGACCCCAGUUCAACACUUCCAUGUGUGCGGAUUACACUAAUGUUCAGGGAUUGGAGGUACAUUGAUCAUGGCCAGACAGUGACAUGUGAGGAAUGCCUUUAAUUGUCACAAUUCAAGUUCUUAUUUGACACCGAUGUUGACUUGAUUUCAGAGCAGAAGAAAACUCGCCCAUCAACCAACUACAUUGUAAUUCUCCAAAAAUAUAUUCACAUGUAUAAAUAUCAAAGAUAUUAUGUAUACAAACACAUUUGAAGCAUUUAAAGUGGAUUUUGAGAUCAGCGUCCUCAAUUUUGGGGGCCGAGAUCUGUGUCAAAUAAUGGUGGGUAAAUAUUCAAUAUAAAACAGUAAUCAUGUUAUAUCAUCUGAGUAUAGUACUGUAUCUAACCUGAGGCAUUAAAAAGUAUUACAGUAUCUACAUCUGUAUGGAACUUGUACUAUGUAAAUACUAUGCAUUACAUUUAUAAAAGCAAACUGUUCAUGCAUUGAGCCAAUGAACUAUUGACCCUAUCAAUGGCUUAAAGGCAUGUAUAUGCACACUUUUUAAAUUUUGCUAUACUUAUUAAAUACUCAGAAGAUUACCCAUCUACUUGGACUUCAACGUCAAAUAUAUUAUUGAUGAGAAUAAUAUACCCUAGUGCUGAUUUAGGGAUUGUACAUGAGAGGGUGUAAUUCAGAAUAUAAAACAGCAAACUAUUGAAUCAGAAGCACUGGCAACAGAAUCCAGGCGACCAAAAAUUGUGCACCAGUUUUCACUUUUUUUCCUCAAAAGGUGGAGAAGCUACUGAGCCCAAACUGGUUAGCUAAUUGUCAUGCAGCCUAGUACUAGUCUAGAUUUUUGAACAAAUGUGUUUGUUUUUUGGCUUUGAAAGAACAAAACAAGACAUAAAAGCAAAUAAUCCUACA